AUGCCUCCUUAUCCCGCUUACACCCAUCAACGAGGCUCAUCCUCUUCUUCUGUUAUACCCGAUGAAGAUCUGGCAGCCACGAUUCCUCCAGAAGAUGUACCGGUUUAUCUGCAUCAUACAAUUGAAAUGCCAUCGGAACCCGUCACGGGCGACCUGGUGGGAAUCCCUCCGGAAACCGAAUGGGCAACGAUGUACUAUAACAUCUCUGAAAAGGAUGGUACCUUUUCCUUCAGAGUUGUCGGUAAAAGCCAUGGGGAUCAAACUCGUAAUAGAAAUCAAGACAUCUCUUAUCGAUGUGCUGAAAGAUUUGGACAGCUGGUCAACGAGCAAAUCAAUACGUUUAAAUCUUUUCACGGUACUCCUAUUCUUGGUGGUCGUGCUACAUCUGACUCUGGAGCGGAUACGAGGGGGAUAUUCGAACAUAACCAAUCUGAGGCGUGUAUUGGGGACUAG
This is a messenger RNA of Kwoniella botswanensis, 453 nucleotides long. RefSeq lists its product as uncharacterized. Lineage: Eukaryota; Fungi; Basidiomycota; Tremellomycetes; Tremellales; Cryptococcaceae. The record is from RefSeq and is a predicted model, not a curated record. The coding region runs from base 1 to 453 and encodes 150 amino acids. The transcript has 2 exons.